AAAGAAUCUCAACCGCCGCUCAUCGCUAAUGCUUAUCCUUUUCACUACUUCCCAUUCACGCCAGGCGCUUGUGAAGCAGGGAGCACGUUGCACUCUCUAAUCUUACCUUUCCGUUUUCAUCUACAGAAGGCUGUUUGAAAUCUUCCGAUUGCGACACGAGAUACCCUCGGUACGAUUGCGCCUUUGGUAACUACCAAACCUCAUCCUAACGAGCUCGAGCUUCGGGGGCUUGUAUUUCUACAGGCAGGCGAAAGUACUGAGGCCAUAGAUCCAGACACGUACAUAACGGUACAUGAACCCUUAUUGUCUUCACUAUUCUGAGCGCAACACCUCGACCACCGGCGGAAGUAAAAACACGUGUAGCAAAACUAUCGAAAGUUUUCGUCAGCGCCUCACGCAACUACACAAUGUCUAACCCGCCCAGCAAUUUCCUUAAUGAGGACUUCGGAUCCGAAGAGGAAGAUGAUGACUUUAAUCCCGCCCCCGUCGAGGAUUCCGAUGAUGACCGGCCGAAGAAGAAACGGGGGGCAACACCUAACGAUGAUGUGGCGAGGGAUGAUAGGUCUAGGGUAGGGGGAGGGGGCGACGAGGAAGACCAAGAAGAAAAUGAAUCUUUGCGGAGAAAAGAGAAGGCUGAGAAUAGCGAGAAUGGAGAGGGAGAGGAUUAUGGGGACGUGGAUGAGAGUGGUGGGGAAAGGGAUGCUGGAGGUUCGGAAGAAGAGGAGGACGAAGAAGAUGACGAUGAUGACGAGGAUGAGCAGGCUGUUUCGGGUCGACCACGGAAACGUAGACGGCGGGGAAUCAAUGCCUUCCUUGAGGUUGAAGCUGAAGUUGACGAAGAAGAUGAUGCUGAAGAAGACGAGGAGGAGAUGGGUGAUGGAUUCGUCGCAGAGCACCCUGACGAUCUCGACGCUUUACCCGUUGGCGCGGAGACUGAUGAUCGAAGACAUCGCGAGCUGGAUCGGAAGCGAGAUCUAGAGGCUACAAUGGAUGCUGAGAAACAAGCACAGGCCCUUAAAGAACGGUACGGCCGGAACCGAGCUGUGGCAGCAGAUCUGGUCGUUGUGCCGAAGCGAUUACUGCUACCGAGUGUUGAUGAUCCGAGUAUAUGGGCCGUCAAAUGUCGCCCUGGCAAGGAAAGGGAGAUUGUUUUUAACAUUAUGAAGAGAAUCGAGGACCGUCCACCGGACUCCAGGAGGCCGAUUCGGAUCAUGUCUGCGUUCGAGCGGGGCGGAACUAUGAGUGGAUAUAUCUAUGUUGAAGCCCGCAAGCAGGCCGACGUCCUCGAUGCCCUGAACGAUAUGUCGAAUGUAUAUACCAAGUCGAAGAUGAUAUUGAUCUCCGUGAAGGAAAUGCCCGAUCUACUCAGGGUAACCAAAUCGGAACAGCUAAUCCCUGGUGGUUGGGUACGCAUCAAGCGAGGGAAGUACCAGGGCGACUUGGCGCAGCUCGAAGAUGUCGAGACGAACGGACUGGACGUUACUGUCAGGCUUGUUCCUCGUCUGGACUACGGUUUAAACGAAGAUAUGGGCGCACCUAAUGGUGAUGUGAAACGGAAGAGACCAGGUGCUAAUAGUGCCAUUGCUCGCCCGCCGCAACGACCAUUCAGCGAAGCAGAGGCUAAGAAAAAGCAUGCAAGGUAUCUGAGUGCUACCUCUGGGCUUGGAGGGAAGACUUGGAAUUACCUUGGCGAUAAUUACGUUGACGGGUUCCUUAUCAAAGAUAUGAAAGUGCAGCAUCUAAUUACAAAAAAUGUCAACCCACAACUUGAUGAGGUUACCAAGUUCGCCCGUGGUGCCGAUGAUGGCACUGCGAAUCUUGAUCUUGCUGCUUUGGCUGCGAGUCUUAAAAAUACGACUACUGAAGACUCAUAUCUCCCUGGGGAUACUGUUGAGGUUUUCCAAGGCGAGCAGCAAGGUGUGGUUGGCCGGACGGUAUCCACCCGCGGGGAUAUUGUCUCCAUUAAGGUUACGCAAGGCGAACUUGAAGGACAGCAGAUAGAUGUGCCUAUCAAGGGCCUCAGGAAACGCUUCCAAGAAGGUGAUCAUGUUAAAGUCAUUGGCGGCAGUCGAUUCCGUGACGAGUUGGGUAUGGUGGUUCGCAUUAAGGAUGACCGGGUUACUUUGCUCAGCGACAUGAGUAUGCAGGAAAUCACGGUGUUCAGCAAGGAUAUUCGAGAAGCUGCGGAUGCUGGUGUUGAUGGGAAACUUGGCAUGUAUGAUGUUCAUGAUCUCGUGCAGCUUGACCAAGCAACUGUCGGUUGUAUUAUCAAGCUAGAUCGAGAAUCGAUGCGGGUCCUUGAUCAAAACGGAUCAGUUAGAACUGUACUGCCGUCCCAAGUCAUGAAUAAAAUCCUCCAGCGUCGCAAUGCCGUCUCCACAGAUCGUAAUGGCUCGGAGAUCAGAAGCGGCGAUACAGUCCGUGAAGUUACCGGAGAACAACGAACAGGCGCCAUUAUCCACAUCCACCGUUCAUUCCUUUUCCUUAACAACAAAGACGCAAGCGACAACGCGGGUAUCAUUGUUACACGAGCGUCGAAUGUUACUACGGUCGCAACCAGCGGCGGGAGAUUAGCCAGCCGGUCUGCUCCCGAUUUCUCGAGGAUGAACCCAGCAAUCCAGAAAAAUGGAAUGAAUGGCAGCGGAAUGCCACCACCGAAGUCGUUUGGUAGGGAUCGGACUAUUGGCAAGACUGUUACGAUUCGAAAAGGCCCCUUCAAGGGCCUGUUGGGUAUUGUUAAAGAUACGACUGAUGCUCAAGCGCGGGUUGAGUUGCAUUCGAAGAAUAAGGUGAUUACGGUGGACAAGGAUAUGCUCGCCAUAAAAGAUCCUAUCACUGGUGCUUCAAUUGAUCUCUCCCGAUACGGCGGUAGAGGCGGUGGUGGAGCCGGGCGGGGCCGAAUCCCUUACGGCAGCUCUGCAGCUCCCCCCGACUGGUCAGGAAGUCGCACACCUCUGGCUGCAAAUGACGCCUCACGCACUCCUGCAUGGCGGUCUUCUUCCUCACGAACACCAGCCUGGGGCUCUGCAACAGCAAGCGGCUCUCGCACCCCGGCAUGGAAAGCGGACGGUUCCCGUACUUCAAACCCAUACGACGGCAGCCGAACCGCAUAUGGCGGUACCACAUUUGGCGGCGGCCGCACCCCUGCCUGGACUUCCGGAACAAAGACCCCCUAUGACUCCAGCUCUGGUUUCGGCGGCUCCUCGACUUCGGGCUUCGAUGCUUUCGCCGCUGGCUCCCGAACACCGGCGUAUCCUGGCGGUGGCUCGCGGACCCCUGCAUGGGCGCCCGGAUCCGCAGCGCCUCCACCUAUCGGACAUAGUAGCGGAAGUAAAAGCAGCUACGAUGCCCCAACCCCCAGCACGGAUUACUCCGCACCCACACCUGGCCCCUACGGUGGCGCCCCGACACCUGGUGCCACUGCUGCAACACCACAUGGUUGGGCAGACAAUGCACCCACGCCUGGUGCGAUCCAUGCGCCGACGCCGGAUGCUUCAGGUUAUUCUGCCAAACGCACCGGCGAGCUGUACGAUGCUCCAACCCCUGCUGCCAUCGGAGGUGGGAGACCGUACGAUGCUCCUACUCCAGCGAUGGGGGCGGGUAUUCCAGCUACACCUAGCGCGGGUGAUGAUGGCGGACCUAGAUACGAAGAAUGCACUCCGAGCCCGUGAUUGUGAUAUGGCUAGUCCAAGUGUGCUUCGGGACUUUGGUGUUUCUUGGACUUUUUUUCGGAGAUGAGUGUGUGAUCAGUUGGAUUUGUUGCUUUUCCAUGUCACGUAGCUUUCACUUGUGGUUUUACGGCGUCGUUUCGGGCGUCUACUUUCUUAUUUUGUAGUUAGCACUUUUUCCGUUUCCCUCGUCGCCAUAGCAUGGAAUUAAGGUAUACCGGGCUAUUUUGCUUCUCCUCCUUAUUCUCCUUUUUCCUUUUAGCGUUCGUUCGCCUUUUUAUCUAUUUCGUCUUCUUCUGCUGGUGUGCUGCCAAUAAAAGGGCCAGCUUCCUGGGUUUGAUUCUCGCGAAGGUGAGGGAGAAAAAAAAGGGAAAUUUUGAUUAAAAUCUAGUUAAUUUUAGAUUGUCUCUAUUAUCUCUUCUGUUUUCUAUAUUAUUUCUCCUGCGUGGUUAUAUUCGAACGUCGGGGGGAAAUGUUGUAUAUCUCUCUGAUAAGAUGUUUGCUCAGUUUGCUAUUCAAUCUGAAAGCUUGCUACUGAUCUCCAGCACCCGUCAGAGCUCUAAAGAACCUCGUAGAAAUAC
Blastomyces gilchristii SLH14081 is the source of this 4249-nucleotide messenger RNA. Its product is annotated as transcription initiation protein spt5. The transcript is spliced from 5 exons. Bases 408 to 3671 code for a protein of 1087 amino acids. Gene Ontology annotation, molecular function: protein binding; mRNA binding. Gene Ontology annotation, biological process: regulation of DNA-templated transcription elongation; transcription elongation-coupled chromatin remodeling; transcription elongation by RNA polymerase II. Gene Ontology annotation, cellular component: DSIF complex. The record is from RefSeq and is a predicted model, not a curated record. Lineage: Eukaryota; Fungi; Ascomycota; Eurotiomycetes; Onygenales; Ajellomycetaceae.